AGUCAUUUGCUCAAUUAGAAGCCUUCUAGUUCCUACACCCCUUCUCUCGCUCUAUCUGUUUUCUCUUCUUAUAUGGCCAAUCCCACUCCACUACCUCACAUCCCUUUCUCUUCUCACCAUCACCACCACCACAACCGCCAUCGCCUCCACCGCCUUGAACCACUCACUUUGUCUUUAUUAUCCAUGGAGCAAUACCCGGUCAACCUAUUGCCUUCUGAUGAGAAAAGAAAGGUUAUCAAUGAAAUGGACUUCUUCGCCGACAAGAAAGAUGAUGACGAGUCGAAAACAGGCACUGGCGAUAUCAACAAAAAGGAUUUUAGCGAUCCCACAGAAUUGGAUUUCGAUGUAAAUACUGGUUUGCAUCUUCUCACUGCCAACACUACUAGUGAUCAGUCCAUAGUGGACGAUGGGAUUUCUCCGAAUUCAGAAGAUAAAAGAUCGAAAACUGAGAUGGUUGUCCUUCGAGCUGAAAUGGAAAGAAUGAAUUCGGAAAAUCUUCGACUAAAGGACACGUUAAAUCAAGUAACAAACGACUACAACAGUCUUCAGAUGCAGCUGGUAACACUGAAGCAACAACAAGAAAGAGAUCAUCAGAGAGCUGCUCAUGAUGAUAAUGGGAUAACAGAAGAACAUGGAGGAAAACUAGUGGUCGAUACUAACAAGCAACAGCAAAAUUGUAAUGGCUUUGUGGUGCCUAGACAAUUUAUGGAUCUUGGACUGGCUGCGGAGACGGAAGUAGCCCCAUUAUCGUCGACCGAGGGAAGGAGCUGCCGGGACCGAUCACGAUCCCCGGUGAAUAAUAUCGAUGGGUUGUUGAAGAAAAUUGGGCGAGAGGAGAUUUCAGACAAGGGAUCUCAUGGUUGGGGUCCUAACAAGGUUCCUAGGCUCAACCAUUCUCCGGAAAGCAUCGAUCAAGCUGCCGAGUCUACUAUGAGGAAGGCCCGAGUUUCGGUUAGAGCCCGAUCAGAGGCUCCAAUGAUCACGGAUGGAUGCCAAUGGCGCAAGUAUGGGCAGAAGAUGGCAAAGGGAAACCCGUGUCCUCGGGCAUAUUAUAGAUGCACCAUGGCUGCCAGUUGCCCGGUUCGAAAACAAGUACAAAGAUGUGCAGAAGACAAAACCAUCCUAAUAACAACGUAUGAAGGCAAUCACAACCACCCAUUGCCACCAGCAGCCAUGGCAAUGGCAUCGGCUACAUCUUCAGCCGCAAGAAUGUUACUCUCUGGUUCAAUGCCAAGUGCCGAUGGCCUAAUCAACUCAAAUUUCCUCGCCCGCACCCUCUUCCCUUGCUCCUCCAGCAUGGCCACCAUAUCCGCCUCCGCACCUUUUCCUACUGUUACAUUGGACUUAACUCAAACCCCAAAUCCCUUACAAUUCCCAAGAUCUCAAAACCAAUUCCAAAUCCCAUUUCCUAAUGCCGCCAACAGUUUUUCAAGCAAUCCAGAAGCCAUUCUACCGGAAAUCUUCAGCCAAGCAUUACACAAUCAAUCCAAGUUUUCUGGUCUCCAAAUGUCAGAGGACAUGGAAGGAGGUCAACAGGCCAUGCCAUCACUUCCGGCCGCAAUGAAUGCACUUGCAGCAGAUCCAAAUUUCACUGCUGCAUUGGCAGCUGCCAUUACCUCUCUUAUUGGGAAUUCACAUCCAAACAAUGCCAAUAACACUGCCACAAAUGUUGCAACCACCACCACCACCAGCAACUACGGCGGUGGUGUUACGAAUAGCAAAAAUAACAGCAAUGGAAACAAUAAAGUUAGCAGCUCAAGGUUUCCAGUGAAUUGAAUGUCAAUAAGCUUUAUAUUCCACUUUUUUUCUUUGAAAAAUUUCUGUUUUUUUAUUAUUAUUCUCAUUUUACUCCAAUAGACUAUUAAAAAUGACAUUAUACCUGGAGUAAGUAAUGUAUUUGGGUUUUUAAUAAUGUAAUUCAAACUGUCAAUCAAUGUACAAAAAUGUUGGAAAAAAUAAAUAGUGUUGCUUUUUGUACGGAGCCGGAAA
Olea europaea var. sylvestris is the source of this 1989-nucleotide messenger RNA. RefSeq names its product probable WRKY transcription factor 31. Gene Ontology annotation, biological process: regulation of DNA-templated transcription. Gene Ontology annotation, molecular function: sequence-specific DNA binding; DNA-binding transcription factor activity. The record is from RefSeq and is a predicted model, not a curated record. Bases 73 to 1776 code for a protein of 567 amino acids. Lineage: Eukaryota; Viridiplantae; Streptophyta; Magnoliopsida; Lamiales; Oleaceae. The transcript is spliced from 5 exons.